ACGGCGACACUGACGGAGAGGUGGGGGGGGCGUGCGUCCUUAUCCUUCGGCGACGAUGGAAUGACUAAAUGAAUCAAUGAUGGUGGGUGGAAAAUAAUUGAGUGAAAGGAGGGGGGAGGGUGUGGACUGGCGGCCAGACGUGGAAGUCGCCACACACACGCGUGGCUAGGGGACUGUGACGGCAAUGCCGUGUAGGUCGCCCUUUCACGUCCCCCCCCACCCCCAACCCACCCACCCAGGGGCGACUCUGACGGCAAGCCAUAUUGCGAUGUUGAUCCUGAUAGCAAUUUUCCAUAGAUCCAUGCUUGGGAAGGGGGGGGUGAUUCACGACGGCAAACACCAAGGGGGGGGAGGGAGGGGGGAGGGACGGUGACGGCGACACUGACGGAGAGGUGAGGGGGCGUGCGUCCUUAUGCUUCGGCGACGAUGGAAUGACUAAUGAAUCAAUGAUGGUGGGCGGAAAAUAAUUGAGUGAAAAGGGGGUGGAGGGGGGGAGGAGAGGUGAUGGGGGGGCUGGCGGGCAGACGUGGCAGCCGCCCGCCACACACGCGUGAUUAGGGGGACUCUGACGGCGCCUGCCAUAGAAGUCGCCCUUUCCCUUUCAUUCACGGAAUCCUGGAGGGUGGGAUGACCGAGUGUUGCCAUCACGCGUUCCCUCCGACAUCUCAAUACAUCCCCUAUGGUCAAGGUCGUCGCGACUGCCGCACGAGAUCCCGUUACCUGUCCAUCCUUUUUACCUGGAGAAAGCGUCUGUGACGGCCAGGGCGGAGCGGCGGCCUCUUCCACUUUCACCGACCACCAGCGGCAUGGCUGACGUAAUACUUAUGUCGGAUGGCGGUCUUAUUACUAUCAUUAUUAUUAUUAUUAUUAUUAUUAUUAUUAUUAUUAUUAUUACUAUUAUUAUUAUUAUUAUAGCCGACACGUGCUCCCUCCGAUAUCUCAGUACAUUCCCCUAUGGUCAAGGUCGUCGCGACUAUCCACGCCGUACCGCCAUAAUCUCCAGUCUGCCGACGUAUAUAUGUCAUGAAAAGGUAAAGUUUAAAGUCAGUCUGUUAGUUGACAGGGUUUAAAAAACAUGUCAUUGAGAGAUAGUGACGAUAUAUACGUAUACCUAUCUUCUCUUGCAGGUGGUAGGUCAUUUCCCAACAACACAACAACAGAAUUUGAAAACAGAAUCUUACCCAUUCAUUUAGACACCGGCAGGGAUUAUGAAGUCGGCCUGUGUAAUAUUUUAUUCCCUAAAUAUUUCUACUGCAUUGCGGAAGGGGAUCCAAAUUCCAGUAUAUCGUUCUAUGGUCGGGUUAAGCAGUCAGACUUUGAUAUGUAUGAAUAUAAUAUGUAUACCUAUCUACCGGAAAGGAAUAUCAUCUCCAAUUUUACCGAUAAGAACAUACCGGCCAUAACUAAGGCAAUUAAUGGACAGAUAGUGAGAGAACUUCAAGCAAUCUUGAAUGACUCCUUUAAGAUCUAUUUCCCUUACUCGGAUAUCAUUUAUUAUGACCGCGACUUGGAGCGGGUCGUUGUGAAUAACGCGAUUGUCCCUCCUAAUGACGAUCGUAUUUACAGUGAUAUAAGUAUAAAAUUUGCAUCGCAUAUAGCUCACAUUCUGGGUUUCAAUCCAAAUUUUCGCUACACCGUCUACUUUCAAAGAUCUGGCGACGGCAUUUCAUCUUCCGACGCCAGCGAAGCUUCCUCCUCAUCACCCAUAAAAUUAUUCGCUCAAUACGUACCGCGAGCUGAUGCAGGGACGGAUUAUAUGUACGUUUAUACCGACAUCAUUUCCCCCUCGCGAUUUGGCAACCAACUAGUUAAUAUAUUAGACGUCAUACCACUCCCCGGCGACAGCACCAGUAAAGGUGCGAAUUCAAUUACGUAUAAACCACUUUCUGCAUCAACUAUAGAGAGUGUGGCCAUCAAAAUUGCUAAUCAAAGAGGCAAACCUAUUCAGUUUGAAGAUGGGGAAAACAGUGUUACUUGCGUGUUACAUAUAAGACCACGUUAACUUUGCGUCUCGGACGUAAAAUUUUGAAGAGAAUCGAUCAAGGUGGGAUAAUGGGUGGAGUGGAGGAUAAUGAAACAGGCAGGUGUUGCCUACUUCCGAGUCAAGGCACGCGCCUCGCGACCAUCUGCGCGGGAAGCUUCAGUGUUUCCCCGCGCGGCAUGGCGGCCGGGACAAAGUGUUGACAAUGUUAUAGAAAAAAAAAGAAAAGAAAAUGGGUGUUCACUGUGGAACAGCAGAGGCGCGGAUUUUAUGUGAAGUGUGUGGGAGAUGGCGCACUAAUCCAUCCUGCCCCUCAUGUGUGGAAGACCAGUGUGAUUUAUGCGAGCGGUGUGGACUUCUGUUUCCACAUCCACCGCCAGAACACACCUGCGAAGUUGGCAAUCCUGCUUCUUCUGGCUCACACUCGAUUGAGGUUGAGCAGAACGCCGGCGUAGAAGGCCCACGUCGGCGGACGUCACAAGGCGACAUCCCACGCGGAGGCGGGGGAAGAGACUCGCCACGGCCGGGACCGAGUGGAUUAUCGGGGAACGUAUUCAAUUCUUCCGAGACUUCAAGUCCUUCACUACCUACACAAGACACGCCACAAGCGGAGGCGGACCACGAUGAGCGCAGCAUGGCAGGAGAGUCGGCGGAUGCAGACCUUGACGAGCGCGGGAUGCCGGAAGAGCCGCGGUUAAUUGACUCGAGGGAAAAUUUUAUGAGGAGCUUCACCAGACAUCAAUAUGACAUACCUGAUCAUGUAAGCAGAGAUCCACUCGGUCUACUUACCGAAUACAGGGAGUUCUUUAUACGGGAAAUUAGAUCAUAUUUCACGUCACACGGCUCGCCAUUCCCCCCCACCCUGAAAAUAUUUUCACACAUUUCUCUGUUACUAGUGAAAUUCUCUACCUUAGGCGAGGAUGAACAUCGAGUCAUUCAUAUUGCUUUUAGAGCACGACUGAUCACCUAUCAAGAUGUGCCUGACCUUGUUGAUUUAUGGAUCCAUCAGCUGAACAGUCGGCUGGAAAGCCUUACCAGCGAGACUGAAGGAUCUGGUUUUAUCAUUUCAAGAGUACAGAAUUUUUUCAUCAACUAUUGCUUGCAUGUCGCAUGUAGUGGCAUAGGAGAUUAUGUUGCUUAUCCUAGAGGCGUGCGAGGAGGGAAUGAAAUUUUCAAUCCUGAUGGCCGACAUUCAUCCUGUGUUAUUCAGUGUUUGGCGGCUUUCAGACUUCAUGCUCGAGGUGUACCUUGGAAAAGAAUUCCAAAAAUAUUACGGAGACGGCAUGGCGGAGAGAAAUACGUCACGCGCGGAAAAGUAGGCAGUCCAGUGACUUGGGAGAACUUGAGUCAGUUAGAAAGGUUAAAUUGUCUGUCUCUGGACGUUUAUACACUGACAAAAAGCGGUGAGAUAUACUAUUUAACAUUAUCAAGAAAAGGCUCGCGGAAGUAUAAAACUGUAGUCUCACUCCUUUUACUAGGUGGAAAACAUAUGACGCUCAUUAAAGACGUGGAGAAGCUGCACCGGAAAUUGACGAGAAGCAGUCCCACCCCAGAGGGUCAUCAGUUUUGCAAAGUAUGUUUCAGCUCAGUUCCCAAGUCUGUCAGUUUGAGCGAUCACGAGUGUCACUGCGACUUCACUCAAACUCUUCUCUUUCCAGGUGACGGUGAAAAAGUAAAAUUUAAAAAUUUUGCCUACACCUAUCAGCCUGCAUACUUAGCAUUUUUUGAUUUUGAAACUAUGAUAAAACCUAAGGAGAAUAGGAGUGUGAUAGCUGAACAUGACCCAAUUGGAUACUCGUAUCUCAUCAUCAAUAGGCAUGGAGAUGUCGUGGAAAAGAGAAGUUAUUUCGGUGAAGAUCCCGUGAAUAAUUUCAUUGAUAGCCUAUCCAAUGCUUGGGGAAUCAUCAAGGAAAGUGUAGUUAGCUAUCCAAUUAGCAUGUCUGCGGAGGAUGAAGCCCACUUCAAACGUCAGCGUCACUGCGAGCUCUGCCAUCAACCCUUUAAUGUGAAAACCCCACCUCAUAAACAUCACGACCACUCAUUACCACAAAAUAAUUACAAGGGGGCUUUGUGCGCGCGAUGCAACCUCCAGUGUCGUGACAUGAGGAAAUAUCUCAUCACUCUGGCACAUAAUAUGAGCUUUGACGUCUCCUUAAUCAUAAAAGACCUUCACUUGCCAGAGUCGCACGUGGACAUCCUUGCCAAGUCAGAAUCGCAUUUAUUGAAAGUAAGGAUUAAGGAAUUGCAGUUUCAGGACACGCUUUCCAUUAUGAAUGCUGGCCUCGGUCAUCUCGCUCAGAGUCACGUGCAGGCGGGCUAUAGCACGCGUUACGCCCAGGAAAUGGUGAAUUACCUCCCCGAGGAUGUAAGGCGUGUAAUUUGCACUCAAAAACAGUUUCUUUGUUAUGAGUACAUCACCGACCUUGGCCGCUUAGAAGAUCGACAAUUGCCACCUCGUGAGGCAUUUUAUGACACGCUCAAGGGGAAGGCUCUGCCACCUGGAGAAUAUGAACACGCUCAAAGCGUGUGGAGUAUGACAUCCUGCCGCACUUUAGGCGAUUACAUAAGACUGUAUUGUGAGAUUGAUGUGGGAUUAUUAGCCGACACAUAUCUCAAAUAUAGAUCAUACCUGCAUGAAUUUUAUGGGCUGGACGUGUCACAUUACGUGUCACUGUCUUCUUAUGCUUAUGACGCUUUUUUAAAGUCGACAGGCGUUCAACUUGAUCCACCUUACGACCCUAACAUGUAUCACCUGAUCAAAAGAAAUGUACGAGGAGGCUUUGUAACUUGCGUCAGGCCACACCUGCAGUCAAACCACGAACCCGACGGUGGACCCGGCACCUAUGUGUUCUAUCUGGACUAUAAUUCAUUAUAUGCAAGCGUUAUGUGUUCCCCCCUGCCUAUGGGUGACAUCAAAAAGCUUUCUCAGUCAGAGAUGGAUGAUUUUUUUGAAGUUGGCAUCCAGAAUCAUGCGACAGAUGGCGACGUCGGUUACUGGCUGCAUUUAGACAGCUGUGACGUUUCCCCCGACGUAGCUCGGAUCACGGACGAGUUCCCUCUGUGCCUCGCACACAUGACUAUUACAGAAGAUGACAUCUCACCGUACAGUAAAAGACUGUUAGAAGCUGAGGGUCGUAAGCUGGGGAGGAAAAAUCGUAAACUCGUGGCCAGUCAUAAGGGACUGAAAGAUCAUCUCAUCAGUCUGGAAUUGCUGCAACUUUUACUCUCACUUGGACUGGAAAUACAAUGUGUUCAUGCUAUAUAUAGGUUCAGACAGGCUCCAUACCUGAAACCUUUCAUAGAAAGGAACGUCGCUCAGCGUAAAAAUGAGACGUGCGCCAUUAAAAAUCGCAUUUGCAAACUGAUGUCAAACGCAGUUUAUGGUAGAUCCAUGUUAUCUGAAGUGAAGUAUGGCCUCCAGCAGAAAUUAGUGACAAAAAGAAAGUCUUUCCUGAAGUAUGCAAGAAAUCCAUCCUUUAAAAGGGUCCACCAAUUAGGCGAGGACCGAGUCAUAUGUGUCAACAGUAAGAACACGAUUAAAAUCAGGCAGCCAAAUUACUUGGGAUACCAUAUUUUAGAAGUGGCAAAGAAGUACAUGUACAACUUUUGGUAUCGUGUCAUCAAAGCUAAUUAUGGGGAGAGAGCUAAAUUAGCUUAUGAAGAUACUGACAGUUUCAUUUUCAGUCUGCACAUACCUACAAACUUAAAUGAUGAACUGAAACAUGGACCCAUGGCAAAUUUUCUCGACACCAGUAACUUUGCUUCAGAUCACCCGUGUUUUAAUGGGGAGCGGAAGGGUCAACUAGGCUUGUUGAAAUCUGAAACCGGAUCCACGCUCAUCAAAGAGGCGAUUAUAUUAAAGCCAAAGAUGUAUUCGCUGCUGUUGGAAGAUGACAAGCAAGUAUCUCGAGGUAAAGGCAUUCCAACUCACCUUCAGCAAAAUAUAUUGCAUCAGCAGUAUAGGGAAACACUUAAUAAUGUCGCAUGUGGGAUGGUGGAUUGCUAUAAUAUCAGGAAUGUGAAAGGACAAAUUUGUACCACUCGUAUGCGAAAGCGAACGUUGUCACAUUUUGACGACAAGCGCUUUCACGUCGAUGGCUAUACCUCAAGGGCGUAUUAUCACCCCGACAAUGAUCCGCGGGAAAGAGAUGUGGAGAAUGAGAUGGAAGAGGAGGUGGCGGUGGAUGUGGGGGAGGUGGAGGUGGAUGAGGAAGAGGAGGAGGAGGAGGAGGAGGAGGAGGAGGAGGAGGAAGAGGGGGAGGAAGAGGGGGAGGAUGGGGUAAUGAGUGGUCUGUGGCGUGAUCGGGAGAGACUUUCCGCGGCAUUAUUCACAUCAUGAUUAAGGGGUAGAGAAAGAGAGGACGCAGCUGCUAGCAGACACCCUUCAUGUAAUGUAAAAAAACAUUUGCUCUGACCACGUAGGCUAAGGAAGAGGGGGAGGUGGAGGAUGGGUUGUGUCGUGAUCGGGAGUGGCCUUCCAUGACAUUAUUCACGUCAUAAUUAAGGGGUGGAGAGAGACCGCGGCCGCCAGCAGCUGCCAUUCAUGUAAUGUAAGAACAUUUGUUUUGAGUAUGGAGUUAAGGAGAGGAAUGAGGAGAUUGUUCAUGUACUGUAAGGACAUUUGUACUGCCCACGUGGGGAUAAGGAGGAUGAGGAGGAGGAGGUAAUGUAAGAACAUUUGUACUUAGGUUAAGGAGAGGGGGGAGAAGGGGGGAGGUUGAGGAAGAGGUGUGGGUCGGGGGAGAUCCACGUCAUAAUUAGAAGGCAGGGAUGAGGAUGCAGCUGGGAGGUUAGUUAUGCUGUUACCUACAUGACCAUGUAAAUAAAGGUUAAGUAAUAAAUACUGUAAACAUAU
Messenger RNA from Scylla paramamosain (green mud crab), 6836 nucleotides. RefSeq lists its product as uncharacterized. The record is from RefSeq and is a predicted model, not a curated record. Gene Ontology annotation, biological process: DNA replication. The transcript is spliced from 4 exons. NCBI's taxonomy places the organism in Eukaryota, Metazoa, Arthropoda, Malacostraca, Decapoda, Portunidae. Bases 2214 to 6320 code for a protein of 1368 amino acids. Gene Ontology annotation, molecular function: DNA-directed DNA polymerase activity; nucleotide binding; DNA binding.